Molecule: messenger RNA, 1068 nt
Organism: Paramecium tetraurelia
Lineage: Eukaryota; Ciliophora; Oligohymenophorea; Peniculida; Parameciidae
Exons: 6
Source: RefSeq, a predicted model, not a curated record
AUGUCACAUAUUAACAAAUAACCUGGAAUAUAUUAUUUAGUUACUUGUUUUUAAAAUGAAUCCUAAGGGGGAGCUAAAAACUUGUACUGUUACACAAAUAGAAAUAUAUUAGAAAUAACUUGGGCUUGGAUUAUCCUGAUUUCAGGAUUAAUUGUUUUAUUCAAAAGAUAUUAAAAACAUAAGGAUAUCACUCGAUUCAAUCGUAAAUAGAUUAUAGUUACAAUCAUGGUUAUAAAUAUGUGUGCAUAUUUAUCAUAUCAAUGGUCAUAUGAAAGUGCCUUACUAUAUUUUCCAGAGUAUUACUUCUAAUACAUCUUUUAUUGUUAUACCAUCUAUUACUUCGGUAGAAAAUCAAUUAUUUUGGGAAUGCUGAAUAUGAGAAUGGAUGUUUCAUCUUAGGAUAUUGAUCCUAUUAUUUAACUAAAAUUGUCCAAAUUGUUUUGCAUAGGAUUAUGUUCCUUUUUUACAAUAAUCUUCAUAAUGAAUUAUGUUUAAUACUUUUUUAUUGUUAGUGACAAUAAUGAAUACGAUUUAUGUUCAGCCAGCUUUUUCAAUGUAGUUACAACAGUUGGAUUCUUUAUGCAAGGUCUUUUCAUUUUGUAAGUUAAAUAAUUGUCAAGAUAAGUCAAUAAAAAUUUGAGAGCCUAAAAAUUUGAUGAUCCGAUGAUGAAAUUGAAGGAGUAGAUUCAAAAGAAUUAAUCAUCCUUAUGGAUUCUAGUGAUCUUCUGUUUUUUUGGUUCAUUUGCCAAUUUCAUGUAGAAUGUCUAUUUUGUCUCUAAGAAUGCUAAGUACAAAGAUAAUGUAGGUUAUUUCACCUGUUGGUAUGUCAAUUUAAGUAACGCGAUUUGGAAUAAUUGUCUAAAUGCAUUAAUAGGAACGACAAUAAAGUUUUUUGAUUUCUUUUUACCUUAUUUUUUGGCUAUAAAAACUUUUUGGUAUAAUUCAAAUGAAUAGCAAUUGUUUAAUACAUCUAAUUCUGAUUAAAAUGAAGUCGAAGUCUACGAAUUGUAACUGUCCAAUAAUAAAUCCUAAUAAACACCCACAUAACAUAUUUAAGAAGAUUAAUGA